Nezara viridula (southern green stink bug) is the source of this 3983-nucleotide messenger RNA. NCBI's taxonomy places the organism in Eukaryota, Metazoa, Arthropoda, Insecta, Hemiptera, Pentatomidae. The record is from the annotation of a GenBank genome assembly.
AUCGAUACCGGUAAACCAUACCUCAUGAUCAGACGUUGAAGGAGGUUACAGAAGGUUACUGUGUUGUUAUUGAGUUCAUGAACUCUAUUAUUGGUAAAAGAUGGGAGAAAGUUGUGCAUCCAAAAAUAAUUCGCCACCAAAAGAUUCUUGCGAAAUUAUUGAGGAUAAAUGGAAGUUGGUGCCAGCAUUUCUAAAAGGAAAAGGCUUAGUCAAACAGCAUAUUGAUUCGUUUAAUUAUUUUAUAAACAUCGAGAUCAAGAAAAUUGUAAAAGCAAAUGAGAAAAUUUUGAGUGAUGCUGAUCCAAUGUUUUAUUUGAAGUAUUUGAAUAUUAAUGUCGGGAUGCCAGAUAUUGAAGAAGGGUUUAAUAUCACAAGAUCAACUACUCCACAUGAGUGUCGUCUUAGGGAUCUAACUUAUUCUGCACCGAUCACUGUUGAUAUUGAGUAUACUAGAGGAAGCCAAAGGGUUGCUAGAAGUAACCUUAUUAUUGGCCGUAUGCCAAUCAUGUUGCGAAGUUCCAACUGUGUGUUGACAAACAAGUCUGAAUUUGAACUCUCAAAAAUGAAUGAAUGCCCACUGGAUCCUGGUGGUUACUUUGUUGUUCGUGGAACUGAGAAGGUUAUUUUAAUUCAAGAACAACUUUCACGAAACAGAAUGAUUGUUGAAGAAGAUAGGAAAGGGAGUGUACAAUGUAUCGUUACCAGCAGCACUCAUGAUAAAAAGUCUCGAACAUUGGUUAUUAUGAAAAAAGGAAAAUAUUAUUUGAAGCAUAAUUCAUUACAAGAUGAUAUUCCUAUUGCGAUAUUUUUUAAAGCAAUGGGAUUUUGUGCAGAUAUAUUAAUUAUGCAAAUGAUUGGAACAGAAAAGGAAACAUUACAAAAAAUGGCCCUAUCUAUUGAAGAUUGUUAUUCAGCAAGUGUGUACACCCAAAAUCAGGCUUUAAAUUAUAUUGGAAAGAGGACUAAGCAGAAAAGAUUUCUUGGCCCUACAGGAAAACCAAAACCUCCCAUUGAUCAAGCAAGAGAUUUAUUGACUUCUGUGAUAUUAGCUCAUGUGCCGGUUGAAAAUUUCAAUUUCAAACAUAAAGCUGUCUAUACUGCUUUGAUGGUAAGAAGGGUCAUCCAGGCUGAGAGUCAACCUGAAUUUAUUGACGAUAAAGAUUAUUAUGGUAAUAAAAGGCUGGAACUUGCAGGGUCAUUGUUAUCCCUUAUGUUCGAGGACGCUUUCAAAAGAUUGAACACUGAGCUAAAAAUGAUUGCCGACAAGAACAUUCCUAAAAUAAAAGCAGCCCAAUUUGAUGUAGUAAAACAUAUGCGGCAAGAUUUGAUAACCAAUGCUUUGGUCCAUGCUAUUUCUACUGGAAAUUGGACUAUUAAGCGUUUUAAGAUGGAACGUCAUGGAGUUACUCAAGUUCUUUCAAGACUUUCUUACAUCUCGUGCCUAGGUAUGAUGACGAGAGUCAAUUCACAAUUUGAAAAAACAAGAAAGGUGUCAGGUCCAAGAUCGCUACAGCCGUCACAAUGGGGAAUGCUCUGUCCUUCUGAUACUCCUGAAGGAGAGGCUUGCGGCCUGGUAAAGAACCUUGCUUUGAUGACCCAUAUUACUACUGAAGUGGAAGAGGAGCCAAUUAUUAAAAUAACACACAAUAUGGGCGUGGAAUCUUUGCAUUGGUUCGCAGGAGAAGAAAUGUAUUAUACUAAUGUUUAUACUGUCUUCCUCAAUGGUAAUAUUCUCGGCAUAACUGGAAAACAUCGCAGAUUGAUAAAAAAUUUUCGAAUGCUGCGGAGGUGUGGUCGAAUUAACGGUUUUGUCUCCAUCUAUCCGCAUCACAAGCAUAAGUCUGUCUAUAUAAGCUCUGAUGGUGGACGGCUUUGUAGGCCAUAUAUAAUUGUUGAAAACGGAAAACCACUAGUUAACUCAACUCAUAUUAAUAAGCUUUCUAGUGGGUUAAUGAAAUUUGAAGAUUUUCUCAAUGAAGGUUUGAUUGAAUACUUGGAUGUAAACGAAGAAAAUGACAGCUUGAUUGCUUUGAAUGAAGGUGAAAUAACUUUGAAAACAACCCACCUCGAGGUAGCUGAUUUCACUCUUCUUGGUGUCUGUGCUGCAUUGGUUCCUUAUCCUCAUCACAAUCAAAGUCCGAGGAACACUUACCAAUGCGCUAUGGGAAAGCAGGCUAUGGGAACAAUUGGAUAUAAUCAGAGAAACAGGAUUGAUACUCUGAUGUACAAUUUAGUCUACCCUCAGGCUCCGAUGGUGAAAAGUAGAGCAUUGGAUCUAAUAAACUUUGAUAAAUUACCAGCUGGUCAGAAUGCUAUCGUAGCUGUAAUGAGCUAUUCUGGUUAUGAUAUAGAAGAUGCUCUCAUAUUGAAUAAAGCCUCCAUCGACCGCGGUUAUGGCCGAUGCUUGGUAUAUAGAAAUUCAAGGUGUAACUUGAAGCAGUAUGCUAAUCAAACAUAUGAUCGAGUCAUGCCUCCUCUGUUGGAGGCUGAAACAUUAACAGCACCAUACAAACAUCAAGCUCUUGAUUCUGAUGGCAUUGCAGCUCCUGGUGAAAUAGUGAAAGAUAGACAGGUUUUGGUCAACAAAACAAUGCCUGUGGUGAGUGGAACUACCUCCACUCCUGGAAUGCCUGGACAAUCUCUGCCUAAUGUUGAACACAAAGAGGUCCCAGUGUCUUACAAAGGUUCAGUGGAUAGUUGUAUCGACAAAGUGAUGAUAUCAUCUAAUAAUGAAGAAGCUUUUCUGAUUAAAAUUUUAUUACGGCAAACGAGGCGACCAGAAAUUGGAGACAAGUUUAGCAGUAGACAUGGUCAGAAGGGUGUUACUGGUCUGAUUGUGGAACAAGAGGAUAUGCCAUUUAAUGAUUAUGGAAUAUGCCCAGACAUGAUCAUGAACCCUCAUGGUUUUCCAUCUCGUAUGACAGUGGGGAAGCUAAUUGAAUUAUUAGCUGGAAAGUCUGGGCUAUUAGAAGGAAAAUUCCAAUAUGGCACAGCUUUUGGGGGUGCAAAAGUAGAAGACAUUUGCGAAGAGCUUGUUAAAAAUGGAUUCAAUUACCAAGGAAAAGAUUUUUUUUAUUCUGGCAUCACUGGAGAACCUCUUGAAGCCUAUAUCUACUCGGGUCCUGUUUACUAUCAGAAACUAAAACACAUGGUUCAAGACAAAAUGCAUGCUCGUAGCAGAGGCCCAAGAGCAGUACUCACCAGGCAGCCGACUGAGGGCAAGAGCAGAGAAGGAGGUUUAAGGGUGGGGGAAAUGGAACGGGACUGUCUUAUUAGCUAUGGUGCUAGUAUGAUGCUGAUAGAAAGACUGAUGAUAUCUAGUGAUGCUUUUGAUGUUGAUGUUUGUAAUUUAUGCGGUCGUCUUGCUUACUCUGGUUGGUGUCAUGGUUGCAAUAGCAGUGCUUCAGUCUCCACCAUCAGGAUUCCUUAUGCAUGUAAACUGUUAUUUCAAGAACUGCAAUCGAUGAACGUAGUCCCUCGACUGACAUUGAAAAAUUACUGUGAUUGAUUAGGUCUAUUUCAUGUUAUUAAUGUUGUUCAAAUGUAAAUAUUUUACCGAAUUCCUGUAUGUGAUGCUAAGGAAUGUAAAUAUUCAAAUUUGUAAAUAUUAGUAUUAUAACUGUAUAAAAUUGUUAUUGUUUAUAUAUUUAUUUUUGUUUCCUAAUUGCCAUUCUUGAAUUAGUGCCUUUUUGUAUAAUAAAAUUAUACAGUAUUUUGAUUUGUGUAAUAUUGAAUCCUUACUGAAAUUUGACCUUAAAAGAUUUUGGAUCAAAAAUAUGCAAUAAAAACUAAAAGUAAAUUGGAAGUGAGAAUUGUCUAUUUAGUAUGAAGAGUUUGCUAUAACUGAACAGUUAUGGGUCAAAUUUUGUAGGACCGUUAAGAACUUAUCCAGUCUAGUUCCGGACAAUGCAACCGCAUACAUGGAAACUUUUAAAAAAUUUGAAUCAGUUCUAGAGAAUCCUUACUUAGUAAAUUCUAAUCUG